GACAAUUUGAUUUGCUUUUUUGUUCUUCAAUGUUAUUCAUAUGCUUUCACUUGGAAUGAAAGUUGCACGUGUGGAAUUAUAAAGUUAUAAUUAUAUAUUAUAUUAAUUUAUAUAAAAUUCAUUAAAUUGUCCAUAAUGACAAUACAACUUGAUAAAAAGGGUUUAAUGUCCCUAAUGCGCACAGAGAAUGAGCGUAUUAUGGAUAUGCUACUUACUUAUAAUGUGCCGGACUCAAUUGAAGACAUCGAAUAUGAUGAUUAUCUGCUGAAUAAUGAAAAAUCUGCUGCUAAAGCCAAAAAUGCGUUGGAUGCCCGAAAAGCAACACCUAUUGACGAAUUGCAGGAUCGUCUUAAUAUUAUCAAAAACAAGAUGAAAACCAAAAAGCGUCCAGCGUCAGAGGGGUCACAAAAGAGACGUGAAGCGAAAAAGCUGAGAAAAAAUAAAGAAGUUAAAAAAAUAUUAGUCUCCGCUGCGAAAUCUAUGAAAAACGAGAAUCAGAAAUUUGCAAAUGUAAGUGGGGGUGACAAAGAGGACAAAAAAGAUAUUAAGAAAGUCCUACCAAAACCAGUCUUUAAUGAGGAAGGUAAAAUUGUAUUUUCUAAAUUUGAUUUUGCGUCUCAUCCCGGAGCCAAAGUGAAAAAAUCGCAUCAAAAUCCUCGUGAGAUUUUGAAGAAAAUAAAGCAAACAGAUAAAAAAAUAAACGAACUCAAAGAACAAGGCGAAGUGGAGAAAGCUUCUGAAAUAAAAAGUGAAAUGGCUUGGAAGAAAGCCUUUGAUAAAAUUGAAGGCAAAAAAGUAAAGGACGAUCCCAAAUUGUUAUAUAAAGCCAUCAAAAAACGAAAGAGCGAGAAGAAGAAAUCGAAGAAAGAUUGGGUGGAACGUAAACAAAAGGUUGAAUCGGGCAUAGAACAGAGACAAAAGAAACGGCAAGAAAACAUCAACAAACGCAUCAAGGAUAAAAAGACCAAGAAGCAAAAGAAGUUAUCCAAAAAGGGGCGGGUUAUACCCGGUUUCUAAUAAAGUUAAGCAGUUAUUUUUAAGUUCAUAGUAUAAUAAAUAAAAAAUAUAUAAAGCUGA
Bactrocera oleae (olive fruit fly) is the source of this 1077-nucleotide messenger RNA. It is a transcript of the gene Surf6, whose product is annotated as Surfeit locus protein 6. Gene Ontology annotation, molecular function: RNA binding; DNA binding. Lineage: Eukaryota; Metazoa; Arthropoda; Insecta; Diptera; Tephritidae. Gene Ontology annotation, cellular component: nucleolus. The record is from RefSeq and is a predicted model, not a curated record. Gene Ontology annotation, biological process: ribosomal small subunit biogenesis; ribosomal large subunit biogenesis.